Molecule: messenger RNA, 675 nt
Organism: Anastrepha ludens (Mexican fruit fly)
Lineage: Eukaryota; Metazoa; Arthropoda; Insecta; Diptera; Tephritidae
Exons: 2
Coding region: 60-539 (159 amino acids)
Source: RefSeq, a predicted model, not a curated record
AAUACGAAGAAGAAUGCAGUUGAAUUAUUUCAAAUUUACGUAGGUUUAAGGAGCCCAAAAUGAGUAUUAACUGGAAAUCUAGCUUAAUCGAUGACAUGCUAACGGAUUUAGCAAUCAGCCGGCAAUCGAUGGCUCAGCAGUCUAACACAAUUUCGGAUAUUAUCGACAAGUCGAACAACAUACUACUACAAAUUGAGACCACUCGCGGCAACACAAAUAACUCUAACACUAAUUCAUCUAAUACAACAAACAGAAUAUAUUCUUGCAAAAAGGAAACUGUGCAGACGGUGGCUAAAAUCAUCGAAAACUCUCCUCAGCUGUUCAGUGCUAAUAUGCAAACACUCGCAGCCGGACUGAGUCAAAACAGUGAUCAUUUCGAACAGUACUUAGAGCAGAGUCGUCAACGUGCCGAAUAUCUUAGUAGUUCCGUGCGCAAACUGCUUGUUAUUGGCGAUACCAUCACCCAAAUUAAAUCUGUCUUACAAGAGGAAUCAGACGCUGAUAUCUCUGAAAAUGACGACUCACACUGGAGUGAAUAAUUUUUGUGUAGAAAAGCAGUGAUCACACUUUAUUUGUUUCAACAAUUUGCGAGUAUAACUACGCAACUAUAAACAUAAUUACAUAUUAGAAACAGUAUUAAAUAAAUAUGUUAUUAAAUUCAUGAAGCUCUCACUA